Molecule: messenger RNA, 417 nt
Organism: Echinococcus granulosus
Lineage: Eukaryota; Metazoa; Platyhelminthes; Cestoda; Cyclophyllidea; Taeniidae
Exons: 3
Coding region: 1-417 (138 amino acids)
Source: RefSeq, a predicted model, not a curated record
AUGUUCCAGCAUGAUUGCUCUUCUAAGAAGUCGGCCACUGGCUCUAAUUAUGGUUGUAGUAUUGAGAUCCAAAGUACUUCGGACCGGCAAAUUUGUAUGGUUUGCAAGCCUAAAAGUGCUGUUAAUGGGCUUUGCAGUUUAUAUACAGCCUCAUUUAGUAUCCACUUUGCUAAUGGCUAUUUCUUGUUCCAGCUUAUAUCUUCCAAAUUAAAUAUCAAUCUAAAAUUAAAUUUUAUGGUAAAUGAAAACAGUUUUAAAAUUUUUUUGGAAAAAGAUCUUGUUAAGCAAAUAUAUAAUCUGUCAUAUUUAAAUUGGUAUUUCCCAUUUUCAGACAUUGCACAUUUUAUUUUACCCACAACUGUCGAACUUAUGUACUGGGGCCUUGAACCAGCGGAAACCUCCCAGGCAUCCGAUUAA